Cotesia congregata is the source of this 480-nucleotide messenger RNA. NCBI's taxonomy places the organism in Eukaryota, Metazoa, Arthropoda, Insecta, Hymenoptera, Braconidae. The record is from the annotation of a GenBank genome assembly.
AUGAAGUAUAAAUUAAUAUUCAUAAUUUCACUGACUUACAUUUCAGUGGUAGUGUGUCAGGCGAAAUCUUACGAUGACAAAAGAUGCAAAUGUAUAUGUCCAAAUCAGCUGAAUGGACAAGAACUUAUUUUUUGCCCACGGUGUGAAUGUAAAUACGAAAAUCGUAAUACAACAAUCAUUAAGAUAGUUGUUAUUAUAGUAAUAUGGGUAAUAUCAUUACUUGUAAUCUACAUGUUGUUCUUAAUCUGCCUUGAGCCGUUAUUAAAUAAACGUCUGCGUAAAAGUAACAGCGGAGGUGGUUAUGAAGAGCAUACAAAUGAAGACGACGAAACAAUAGCGUCAAAUGCUGCGGGUACUUCUCACGCCAUGGGAGUUCGAGGGAACGUGUUGAACCGCGUAGGUCACCAACAGGACAAAUGGAAGCGGCAAGUUCGCGAGCAGCGUCGUAAUAUUUACGACAGACACACUAUGCUAAAUUGA